AUGCCGUAUGAACCAUCAUCUGAGACAUGCUCGAGCCACUACGACAGCGACGACAUCCAAGCGGCCAACAUUUUCAUGUUGAUGCGCCACGCGGAUCAAAGCUCAGCUGGCAACUAUGCAAAGCACUCGUCUGGCGAGAUGGGAAAGGCUCUUCCCCCGGUGCCUCCGAGUCAGCUCGUCCGUGUGACUGAAAAGGGAUCUCAAGCAGCUGGCCAACCUCCUACGUCCGGCGUCUCGGAUUGUGGUUGUCGAUGGCAUCAGCAUUGUAUCGUUCUUCCAACGCGAAGUUUGCCGCGGCACCGGUCCAGCGAAGCCUUCAGCACCAGGGCUCAGCUUCGCUUCUUUGACAUAUCUGAGUACACGAGCAUUCGGAUGGACGCAUGUAGUGUGAUGAAGUCGCUCCGAUCGAGCUUCCGGCAAGCGUUGCCCUUCUGGCUUUCGUCGGACUGGUGA
Molecule: messenger RNA, 453 nt
Organism: Zasmidium cellare ATCC 36951
Lineage: Eukaryota; Fungi; Ascomycota; Dothideomycetes; Mycosphaerellales; Mycosphaerellaceae
Exons: 1
Coding region: 1-453 (150 amino acids)
Source: RefSeq, a predicted model, not a curated record